This is a messenger RNA of Phycodurus eques (leafy seadragon), 2043 nucleotides long. Its product is annotated as cytochrome c oxidase assembly factor 8. Gene Ontology annotation, cellular component: mitochondrion. Gene Ontology annotation, biological process: intrinsic apoptotic signaling pathway. Bases 683 to 1555 code for a protein of 290 amino acids. The transcript is spliced from 3 exons. Lineage: Eukaryota; Metazoa; Chordata; Actinopteri; Syngnathiformes; Syngnathidae. The record is from RefSeq and is a predicted model, not a curated record.
UACAGCCAUGAGCAGCGCUCACGCGGGGAUUCAAGCACGCAGCUGCUUCUUCCCCCAGCGCAGCUAACAAACAUUAGCCCCCGUUGCUAACUGCCGUCACUUGGUCUUCGCCCCACGAGUUUACGCUGGGCCCUGCAAUGUUCGAGUCGAGCGGCGUGACGCCUUUUCCACAAAUGAAUUACACACUUAAACGAGCCGCGUGCGUGAUUUUUGUUGGUUUCCGAGCAGGUCACAACGCGUUAACCUUUCACUUUUGCGUCGACGUUCGUAGCAGUGUGUCGCUUUUGUUUGGCCGACACAAGCGGCGCUCGAUUUGUUCACCCGAAACGCGCUGCAAAGGCGUUUUUCAUACAAUAGCGGUGAUGGGUGUGUCAACAGACCCGUAGGGGGACAAAAAUCAUGGUUAAACGAAUAAAAAUCAAGCAUAUUUUUUGACGAAAACAAAGCGACGUAGGAGCUGUAUCGACAGACAAUUACGAAACGUGAAAAUAAAGGACGGGAAUGGCGGCGCAACACGGCCGAUGACUAACCGGGCGGAGUCGUUAAAGGUUUGAAGCGCACCUUUUCCAAACGUAGCCCACACAAGGACGCCGGUUGCUAGUCCAAAUGAAUUAAAGGAAACCUCACCAACUAAUGGUUUAGCGUAAAAUUUGUAUUUGUUUGUUUUUUUGUGGGGGUCGUCAUGUCUGUUCGAGCCGCCGCGGGGUGUUGGACUUUGCGCCGCUGGAGAUGUUUACGAACACGGCAAAGUGUCACGGCGGCCGCUAGCAGGCGACAAUGUAGCAAGCUAGCGACAAAACAGGAAAACACAUCGCCAAAGAGGUCCAAGUUCCGACCGGCACCGAGCGCCACGCACGACUGGAUCGGCCCGCCCGACCCUCUUUCCAACCUGCGACCCGUCGUCUAUCGCGUGGCGCGCCACGAGUCGGAGCUGGAGAGGCGCCUGAGGAACUUGCGGCAGGACACCGAGGACUGGAACCACAGAUUCUGGACCCAGCAGAACGUCACCUUCAGCAAGGAAAAAGAGGCCUUCAUUGUGUCGCAGCUGAAGGCCAAAGGCUUGACUGAGCGAGACCAGCAAGGUUGUCCAAAUCUUCAGCACACACGCGCGACCGGCAAUCAACAAAUUGUUGUCAACGGCAAAAGACGACAUUCGCGACCAGAGUUUUUCGCCAAGCGGACGCUCUGCUCACUGAGUUGCCCUGCGAGUCAUCCACUUAAUCCAAAUGGACACCCCCCAAGUGGAAUUAUUAUUUCACUUUGUAGACACAAAGUGUUCUUAGCUGAGCCCAUUUGGACUUUGUUGCCAACCAAAACAGCAGCAGCCGUCGAAGCACGAAAUUGGAAUCUCGCCGUGUGUUGUAAACUACUAUUAAAGGUGUUAUCUUAUGCGGCAACAUUAGCUUUAACGACAAUUGGCGUUCAGGUAGCCUGGGACACACAACAUUGUGGAGCGACCACGGCAGUCUACUGGAAUGGCGACAUGGACGCAAAAAAACAUUGUGGAGCAACUACAUCAGUGUACUGUACCGGUUUAUGUUUCAAUAGACUCUAAAAUUUGGUCGCUCUAUUUUCCAGCCAGCACUGAUGGGUGGUUGCUCCACAGUGUUGUAUAUGUCCACCUCCCCUCUUUUUCCAUCAGUCGUUCGGACACGUCCAGAGGAGAGACAGAGAGUGUAUUGGUAGAAGGAUGAUGAGGAUGGAGCUGCCAGGCAAGAGAGCGAGGGGAAGGCCAAAGAGGAGGUUGAAGGAUGUCGUGAGGGAAGACGUGAGGGCCGUUGGUGUUGGAGAGGAGCAUGCAGGAGAUACGCUCCCGCGGAAAAGGAUGGCGCGCUGUGGCCACCCCUCACGGGACAAGCCCAAAGGAAAUGAAGAAGAUUGUGUUUUCUCCUCAACUGCACUUUCACAUGACACAAAUUCUAAUAUUGUUUGACAUUAUUCCAAAUCUGUGUCGCAGGCCGGCGCACUCUGAGCAGCGAGGAAAUGUCCGUCUUCUACAAGAACUUCUUGGACAAAAACCGAGAGCGACAUGCGAGUUACAAC